Solanum stenotomum is the source of this 828-nucleotide messenger RNA. Its product is annotated as probable methyltransferase At1g27930. The coding region runs from base 1 to 828 and encodes 275 amino acids. Lineage: Eukaryota; Viridiplantae; Streptophyta; Magnoliopsida; Solanales; Solanaceae. The record is from RefSeq and is a predicted model, not a curated record. Gene Ontology annotation, biological process: xylan biosynthetic process. The transcript has a single exon.
AUGUUGAAAUUAGCAAUCAUAGGUUUAACUUGUACAACAUUACUUAUUUUAAUUUUAUUUCGAAUGUCAAAUAAUCCGACCCUCUGCGAACCAUCAGAGGGUUCAGGGAUCCUCCCGAAUGGGAACUCAACAGUGAAUGAUGAUACAAUAAUGUCUGAGCAUCUCCAAGUUGACGCGAUCCUCCACUAUGCCACAUCACGUGUUAUACCUCAACAAACAAUGGACGAGAUCAAGAUAUCUUUCAACAUCCUCAAAUCACUAACCCCUUGUAAUUUGCUAGUAUUCGGGCUAGGUCAUGACUCAUUUAUGUGGUCAUCCAUAAAUCCACGUGGCACAACACUUUUCCUAGAGGAAGAUCCAAAAUGGAGCAGGGCUAUACUUAAAGACCUGUCAUUUAUCCGUUCCAACACGGUUAGAUAUCGGACAACUUUGUAUGAGGCAGAGAAAUUAAUCGAACACUAUAAUAAGGAACCGGAUUGUUGGGCUAGAAAAUCAAUUUUACGAGGUAAUAGUAAAUGUAAGUUAGCAUUGAACAUGUUAUCGAAUGAAGUGUACGAUAAAGAAUGGGACAUAAUUAUGAUAGAUGGUCCUAAAGGCUAUUUUGAUCAAGCACCAGGAAGAAUGUCAGCUAUUUAUUCUGCUGCUGUUAUGGCAAGAAAUAGAAAGGGACCUGGGGUAACACAUGUAGUAAUGCAUGAUGUGGAUCGUGAUGUAGAAAAAGUUUAUGCAGAACUUUUUUUGUGUAGGAAAAAUUUGGUCGAUGGGGUAGGAAAGCUUUGGCAUUUUGAGAUUCCUCCAGCUUCGGAUGUGAACACUGAUUUUUGUUAG